Caenorhabditis briggsae is the source of this 417-nucleotide messenger RNA. The record is from RefSeq and is a predicted model, not a curated record. NCBI's taxonomy places the organism in Eukaryota, Metazoa, Nematoda, Chromadorea, Rhabditida, Rhabditidae. The transcript has 3 exons. The coding region runs from base 1 to 417 and encodes 138 amino acids.
AUGAAGCUUCUGUUGAUUUUUCUGACUUUUUUAUCGAUUUUUCCAAAAUUUUCCAAUGGAUUUCCAGUCAAAAAAUUAGCUGAAAAUUUGAGCGACCCAGAUAAUCGAGGAGUUUUACCGAAUAUUGAUGGCGUCUACUGUAGAAACAGUGAUUUCCAAGCCGCUAUUUAUAGUGCCCUUACAAAUGUCACAAAUCCAGACACCGCGUCGGUGGACCAGAUUCAGGGAAAGCUAGAGAAUUCCCUAAUGCCAAAAUUCAAGGCACUCGGUGGGACAUGGCUGGUCAGUGUGACCACCUAUCAUCGUGUAAAUGGUUGGGUCGACGAUUCGGCAAUCGGAAUGAACACAUUUUGUGCUGUAAACGCAGUUAGCCUUAAUUUGUACAUAAUUAUUAUGAAAAUCGAUAGUUUGUAUUAA